Molecule: messenger RNA, 3093 nt
Organism: Talpa occidentalis (Iberian mole)
Lineage: Eukaryota; Metazoa; Chordata; Mammalia; Eulipotyphla; Talpidae
Gene: PPP1R13L
Product: protein phosphatase 1 regulatory subunit 13 like
Biological process (GO): regulation of transcription by RNA polymerase II; positive regulation of cell differentiation
Molecular function (GO): transcription factor binding
Source: RefSeq, a predicted model, not a curated record
GGCGUCGGGGACCUCCCUGAUGGCUUUGAGCACCCCGCUCCGGCCGGCACCAUGGACAGCGAGGCUUUCCAGAGUGCACGUGACCUGCUGGACCUGAACUUCCAGUCUCUGGCCAUGAAGCACAUGGACCUCAAGCAGAUGGAGCUGGACACGGCGGCGGCCAAGGUGGACGAACUGACCAAGCAGCUGGAGUCGCUGUGGUCAGACUCGCCGGCGCCUCCGGGGUCGCAGCACACGGUCACCACUCGGUUCACCCGCUACAGCUCCAGCCCGGUCCCCGAACUCUUCCCAAGCCGCGGGUCCCCCAGGAAAGCGGCCGCCGACGGCGCAGACGCUACAUUUGGCCGCUCCGAGAGCGCCCCGGCUCUGCACCCCUACAGCCCGCUGUCUCCCAAGGGCCGGCCGUCCUCACCGCGCACCCCGCUCUACCUGCAGCCGGACGCCUACGGCAGCCUGGACCGCGCGCCCUCGCCCCGGCCCCGCGCCUACGACGGCGCGGGCAGCGCCCUGGGCCGCGCGCCCUCCCCGCGGCCCGGAGCCGGCCCGCUCCGCCAGCAGGGCCCCCCCACGCCCUUCGACUUCCUGGCGCGCGCGGUCCCCCGCGGCAGCCCCCUGGCCGAGGGCCCCCAGGCCUUCUUCCCCGAGCGCGGGCCCUCCCCGCGCCCGCCCGCGGCCUACGACGCGCCCGCGGCCUUCGGGCCCCUGAUGGGCGCGGGCGGCAGCGCCUUCGCGCCGCUGCGCGCUCAAGACGACCUCACGCUGCGCCGGCGGCCCCCCAAAGCCUGGAACGAGUCUGAUCUGGACGUGGCUUACGAGAAGAAGUCGUCGCAGGCGGCGAGCUAUGAACGCCUGGAUACCUUCACGCGGCCCGUCUCCCCGGGCUUGCAGCUGUUACCCUGGAGAGAGAGCAGCCUGGACGCGAUGGGGGCCAGCGGCAAGGACAACCUCACCAGCGCCACUCUGCCCCGAAAUUACAAGGUCUCCCCUCUGGCCAAUGACAGGCGUUCAGAUGUGGGCAGCUACCGCCGAUCUCUGGGCGCUCCGGGGCCAUCAGGCACUUUGCCCCGCAGCUGGCAGCCUGUCAGCCGCAUCCCCAUGCCUCCUUCCAGCCCCCAGCCCCGAGGUGCCCCCCGCCAGCGCCCCAUCCCCCUCAGCAUGAUUUUCAAGCUACAGAAUGCCUUCUGGGAGCAUGGCGGCAGCAGGGCUAUGUUCCCUGGAGCCCCUGGCUUCCCCCGAGCUCCCCCGCCCAAGCUGCCACCCCAGCCCCAAGCAACUCCCCAGCCCCAGUUGCCCCCCCAGCCCCAGCUACAGCCCCAGCCCCAGCCACCCCCACAGCCCCAGCCCCAGCAGCAACCACAACCCCAGCCUCCAGCCCAGCCUCCACCCCCGGCCCUAAUCCCCCAGACCCCCCAAAUGACAUGGCCCGCUGUGAGCGAAGGCGCCCCCAAGCCCAUCACUGAACUAGAGCCAGAGCCAGAGCUGGAGAGUCUGCUGACGCCGGUGCUGGAGGCUGGGGAUGCCGAUGAAGGUGCUGUGACUCGGCCUCUCAGCCCCACCCGGCUGCAGCCAGCGCUGCCUCCCGAGGCCCAGUCGGUGCCCGAGCUGGAGGAAGUGGCACGGGUGCUGGCAGAGAUCCCACGGCCCCUCAAACGCAGGGGCUCCAUGGAGCAGAGCCCGGCCGUAGCCCUGCCCCCCACCCACAAGAAGCAGUACCAGCAGAUCAUCAGCCGCCUCUUCCAUCGUCAUGGAGGGCCCGGGGGGCCUGAGCCUGAGCUGUCCGCCAUCACUGAGGGGUCCGAGGCCAGGGCAGGGCCCCCUGCUCCUGCCCCGCCAGCUCCCAUACCACCCCCGGCCCCACCCCAGAGCAGCCCGCCAGAGCAGCCACAGAGCAUGGAGAUGCGCUCGGUGCUGCGGAAGGCGGGCUCCCCGCGCAAAGCCCGCCGCGCGCGCCUCAACCCGCUGGUGCUGCUGCUGGACGCGGCGCUGACCGGGGAGCUGGACGUGGUGCAGCAGGCGGUGAAGGAGAUGAACGACCCGAGCCAGCCCAACGAGGAGGGCAUCACCGCCCUGCACAACGCCAUCUGCGGCGCCAACUACCCCAUCGUGGACUUCCUCAUCGCGGCCGGCGCCAACGUCAACUCCCCCGACAGCCACGGCUGGACCCCUCUGCACUGCGCGGCGUCGUGCAACGACACGGCCAUCUGCACCGCCCUGGUGCAGCACGGCGCGGCCAUCUUCGCCACCACCAUCAGCGACGGCGCCACCGCCAUCGAGAAGUGCGACCCCUACCGCGAGGGGUACAACGACUGCGCCACCUACCUGGCAGACGUGGAGCAGAGCAUGGGGCUGAUGCACGGCGGCGCGGUGUACGCGCUGUGGGACUACAGCGCCGAGUUCGGGGACGAGCUGUCCUUCCGCGAGGGCGAGUCGGUGACCGUGCUGCGGCGGGACGGGCCGGAGGAGACCGACUGGUGGUGGGCCGCGCUGCACGGCCAGGAGGGCUACGUGCCCCGCAACUACUUCGGGCUCUUCCCCAGGGUGAAGCCUCAGAGGAAUAAGGUGUAGCUGGAGAGAGGCCCGUCUCCAAGGGAGACAGGAGGAAGCAGCCCUGCCUUUGCUCCAGAUGUUCCAGCUACAGCUGCAUCCCCUGCACCCCAAGCCCUGCAGGGGCGCGGUCCUAGCCACCAGUUCUCUGGUCCCCUGGAAGCCAGGGUAGAAAGAGGACCCCAGCCUUAAGUUUAGAAAUCUGCCUUAGCUGUGGGGAGGUGUUAGUGGGGCUCGGUGUCAGGAGACACCCCCAUUUGCCAAAUCAGAUCCUGUCCAAAGUGCCUCGCACCUACUGGGAACCCUCUCCGGACCCCACCCCCACAAAGCAAGUCACCAGCAGCAUCCCAGCUGGGCCUCAGAUGGGUCACCUCCCCUGGAUUUCCCUGGAAGUCCCCUCUGCCCCCAUCUCUCCAGCAGCCUGGGGGCCAGGGGAGAGCCUUGGUCUCUCUAGGGUCCCUGACCCCCUCUCCAAUCAAGUGCCUUCACACGGGGCUGGUUUUAUAACGAAGUGAUUUUUCUUUAUAAAUAAAGGUAGUUUGCACAGGA